Molecule: messenger RNA, 1977 nt
Organism: Verticillium dahliae VdLs.17
Lineage: Eukaryota; Fungi; Ascomycota; Sordariomycetes; Glomerellales; Plectosphaerellaceae
Exons: 1
Coding region: 1-1977 (658 amino acids)
Biological process (GO): proteolysis
Molecular function (GO): peptidase activity
Source: RefSeq, a predicted model, not a curated record
AUGAAGACUACCGCCUUCACACGCCGCUCGGUACUCCCCGCCGUCUUGGCCCUGGCGCUGCGGACUUCUGCCGUGCCAUGCACUCCCCCUGGCGACCCCUUCGCCGUCAUUGAUCCCCAGAAUUGGGUCAACCCCGAUGAUAUGGUCUGGGAGGACUUUACGCCGCCGCCGGGGACGAAUUGGUCGGAUCCGAGUCAGAAGGGCUCGAUCCGCAACUUCAACAUUGCCCUCGUUCCUGUCGACUACCGAGACCUGCCCUUCAUCAUCACGCAGCCAGAGCGGUCCACCAUUUUCGGCAACCCACAACCCGCCGCCGCCAGCUAUGCACGCAAGGAUGUCCCUGCGUUUUACCGCGACCUCCUCAACAAGCCCACCGACUUGAACAACCGUCACACCCUUCAUGAGUACUGGAUGGAGGACUCGGGCGGUCGGUUUGGUGUGGAUCUGACCGUCUUUGGAGCGUACGAGCUACCCGCUCUGAGCUACCAGUACGGCAUCGAUGACCGCUUUAACCUAGGAGAGUGUCCUGCUGGGCCUCCUUGCAACCUCAAUAUUCGCACUGACGCGCUGAACGCCUGGCGCAACGAUGUCGGUAACGAGACGGUCGACAGCUACGACCUGGUCUUUAUCCUAUCGGCCGGCCAGGAUGAGUCUUCGACGUGGCAGGAAUUUGGCCCCAUGCGCUGGGAGUCACCCGAAGAUGUUCCUCCCGAGUUCGGACCUCCUGUUGAUAACGCAACAUCCAACGCCGCCCGCACACGCUACGUGCCCUGGACCUCCUGGGCGGCAGCAGCUACGCUCUGGCCCAACGCCGGUGGCGGCUCAUCGACACAGGGCGAGUCCUCCGGCAUGGGCGUCUAUGCCCACGAGCUCUCCCACCUUCUGAUUAUUGCCGACAACUACAACAAUCCCUAUUCUGACCCGCCGCAACGCGCCUACACGGGGCCCUGGUCCAUGAUGUCGCGCGGCUCCUUCAACGGGCCCGGUGGUCCUCACACACGCUGGCAGGUGCCCGCCCUGCAAGGCGCGGCCCUCGGCUCGCUGCACACGGUUCGUGACAAGCUCCAGCUCGGCCUCACCGAUGAGAACGAGGUGCGCAUCCUGUCGCGUGCCGACCUCAUCGCGUCCGGCGGCUUCCUCGUCGCCGAUAUUACCGCCCGCUCCGUCAACCCUGGCCCCGGCGAGCUCAUCGGUCUGCGCAUCUCCCUCGGUGCGGACGGCGGCGACCGCACGCCUGCCUGCAACGCGACAGCAACGCCGUUCUGCGACGGCGGGCCAUACGACCACUACGAAGUCGAGGUCGUCGACCGCAUGGGCGCCGACUCGUUCCAGUCGGACGCGGGCGUCAUGUUCUCCAAGACCAAGACGCGCGACCGCCUGCCGUUCCAGUGGACCAUUGACGCCAACCCGCAAGACAUUCGGCUUGUCGACUUUGUUCGCCCCGACGGCACUCCGCAGUACGUCACGAUCGGCGACUACCGCCAGCUUGCGGAUGCGCUGUUCCACGCGGGCACGCGCUCCGGCAGCAAGGCCGAGCACGUCGACGCCGCCAACGGGCUCCACUUUUACGUCGUCGACAAGAAGCGCAGCGAGGCGGGCGUGCUGUCGUACACUGUGGCCGUCCGGGCGACUUGGGCUGCCGAUGCGGGGCGCCGCAGCGUCAAGGUCGGCAGGGGGCUCGUGACGGACCUCCGGCACAACAAACCGACGGAGAAGGGCGUCACGUGCUCGUUUGAGGUGACGAACACGGGCGAGGGCGCUGAUCUUUUCCGUCUCGAGGCGCAGGUCGAGGGUCAGGGGUGGAGGGUGGCUGUGCCGAACGAGCUGCUCGUCGUGGAGGAGGGCAAGGUGAGCAUUGCCAAGGUGGCCGUCGGCGCCGUCGCUGACGCGGCGGGCGAGGGCGUUGUGACGCUGAAGGUGACUUCGGAGAGGGGCGAUGCCGAGGCUGCGGGCGAGUGUCGGAUGACGAGGGCGUGA